AUGUCAGAGAUCGAGCAGAAACCCAGGAAUGGUUACUUUACAUCCUUGGGUGUGGCCGGAUACCCCAUUCCAAAGGACCCAUGUGGAUUUCUCAGGACCAUUCCUAGAGAAGAAUUUUUCCAUGUGGUGAACGCUUAUUCGAAAUGGAUGCAGGUCAUACUGAUGUGUAGAACCACCACCGAAGCUACGAUUCAAGCACCUCGAGAUCUUUUUGCUAGAUAUGGAAUCCCCGAAAUCUUAGCGUCUGACAACGGACCACAAUUUACAUCAGUUGAAUUUAAAGAAUUCUUAGUAAGGAUGGGAGUCAAGCAUCUGAAGUCGGCACCCUAUCACCCAAAGUCAAAUGGUGCGGUGGAGAAGUGUGGUCAAACAUUUAAAAACGCAAUGGGGGCCAUGAGCAAACAACCAGGAAAGGUCAAUGAGAAACUAUCAACCUUUCUAUUUCAGUAUAGGAACACGCCCCACUCUACAACUGGAGCACCACCAACCGAGCUAUUUCUGAGAAGGAGAGUACGUUCAAGGUUCAGCAUGUUACAACCCACUUCAGCCAGCAACAUAAAAAGAAAACAACUUAGGCAGCAAGAACAAGCACCCCAAAGCAAAAAAGAUUUUGACGUUGGAGAGAAAGUUUGGUUAAGGGAUUAUCGAGGAACAGAUAAAUGGGUAGAUGGAGUGGUUAUCGAAAAACCAGGAGUUGUCAAUUACCACAUCCAAAGCAAAGAGAGAGUUGUACACAGACAUGCUGAUCAACUGAAAAGAGAUGAUAGACUUACGACCACUGGUCCAGAUAUUUCAGUAGACCGCUCAGAAAAAGACCAACCCUCACCUAUCGAAUCAGAAGAUCGAGAGGAUCCGACUCGCCAAGCCGAGGUUACACCUCCGAUGACAAGGAGAAAUCCAGCUCGAAAUAGACGUCCUCCCGAACGUUUAGAUUUGUAG
This is a messenger RNA of Corticium candelabrum, 939 nucleotides long. RefSeq lists its product as uncharacterized. Lineage: Eukaryota; Metazoa; Porifera; Homoscleromorpha; Homosclerophorida; Plakinidae. Gene Ontology annotation, molecular function: nucleic acid binding. The record is from RefSeq and is a predicted model, not a curated record. Bases 1 to 939 code for a protein of 312 amino acids. The transcript has a single exon. Gene Ontology annotation, biological process: DNA integration.